UCACAACACAAAAUACUACAUGCACAAAAUUGUUCUCUCUCAAUUUGUUUCUAAGCUAUUAAUUUGCAAGUGUUAUUCAAAUGGCUUCUACUUCAAGUUUAGGUUUGAAAAGAUCAGAUUCAAUUGCAGAUACAAUGCCUGAUGCUUUGAAGCAAAGUCGUUUCCAUAUGAAGAAAUGUUUUGCAAGAUUGGUUGGAAGUGGGAAAAGGUUAGUGAGACUAAAUCAUAUAAUGGAAGAUGUUGAGAAAACAAUUGAAGACAAAAAUGAGAGGAAAAAACUUUUGGAGGGCUUAUUUGGAUACAUCCUCAGUUGCACUCAAGAGGCAGCUAUUGUUCCACCAUAUGUUGUUUUUGCAGUAAGGCCUAAUCCUGGCUUUUGGGAAUAUGUUAAAGUGAAUGCAGAUGAUUUGCAAGUUGAUGGUGUUGAAGCUUCAGAUUACUUGAAGUACAAGGAAAUGGUAUUUGAUGAGAAGUGGGCAAAUGAUGAAAAUGCUUUGGAGAUAGAUUUUGAAGCUAUUGAUUUCACCACACCACAUAUGGCUCUUUCAUCUUCUAUUGGAAAUGGACUUGAUUUUACUACUAGAAUCUUGACUUCAAGGUUGACUGAGAACUCACAAUGUGAAAAUCCAUUGCUUGAUUAUUUAUUAAGCCUUAAUCAUCAAGGAGAGAAUCUUAUGAUAAAAGACAGUUUGAAUACAAUACCAAAACUUCAGCAAGCACUAAAAAUAGCAGAAGCAUAUGUAUCUGCACAUCACAAAGACACACCAUACCAGAAUUUUGAAAACAGGUUCAGAGAAUGGGGAUUUGAUAAAGGGUGGGGAAACAAUGCAGGAAGGGUUGAAGAGACAAUGAAAAUGGUUUCUGAGGUAUUAGAAGCAGCAGAUCCAAUUAAAUUGGAAUCACUUUUUAGCAGGCUUCCAAACAUGUUCAACAUUGUUAUUUUCUCUAUUCAUGGAUACUUUGGUCAAGCUGAUGUUCUUGGAUUGCCAGACACUGGAGGACAGGUAGUAUAUAUUCUUGAUCAAGUAAGGGCAUUAGAGGAAGAGUUACUCCAUAAGAUUGAAUUGCAAGGCCUUAAUGUGAAGCCUCAAAUUCUUGUGGUUACACGUUCGAUACCAAAUGCAAAAGGAACAACAUGUAACCAAGAACUUGAACCUAUCAUCAACACUAAGCACUCUCACAUUCUUAGAGUCCCUUUCUAUACUGAGAAAGGAAUUCUUCACCAAUGGGUGUCGCGUUUCGAUAUCUAUCCUUAUUUAGAAAGAUUUGCUCAGGAUGCUACUACAAAAAUUCUUGAACUUAUGGAUGGAAAGCCUGACCUCAUUAUUGGAAAUUAUACUGAUGGAAAUUUGGUUUCAUCCUUAAUGGCUUCUAAACUUGGUGUAACUCAGGCAACUAUUGCUCAUGCUUUGGAGAAAACAAAAUAUGAAGAUUCAGAUGCCAAAUGGAAUAGUUUUGAUGAAAAGUAUCACUUUUCAAGUCAGUUCACAGCUGAUAUAAUCUCAAUGAAUGCUGCUGAUUUCAUCAUAACUAGCACUUACCAAGAAAUUGCUGGAAGUAAGGACAGGGCAGGACAAUAUGAAUCUCACACUUCAUUUACCAUGCCGGGACUUUGUCGCGUAAUCUCAGGCAUUAAUGUAUUUGAUCCAAAGUUCAACAUUGCUGCACCAGGAGCUGAUCAAUCUGUUUAUUUCCCUUUCAAUGAUAAAAAACAAAGAUUGACCACUUUUCAACCUGUCAUUGAAGAACUACUUUAUAGUAAGGUUGAAAAUGAAGAACACAUUGGUUUUCUGGAAGACAAGAAGAAACCAAUAAUCUUCUCAAUGGCAAGAUUUGACAAAGUGAAAAACAUGAGUGGCCUAGUUGAGUGGUAUGCAAAGAACAAAAGGCUAAGAAAUUUGGUAAACCUUGUGAUUGUUGGAGGAUUCUUCAAUCCUUCCAAAUCAAAAGACAGAGAAGAAACAGAAGAAAUCAAGAAGAUGCAUUUCUUGAUGAAUGAGUACAAACUACAAGGUCAAUUCAGAUGGAUUGCUGCACAAACCGAUCGAUAUCGCAACGGAGAGCUUUACCGAUGCAUCGCCGACACAAAAGGAGCUUUUGUUCAACCUGCAUUGUAUGAGGCUUUUGGUCUCACAGUCAUUGAAGCUAUGAACUGUGGAUUACCAACUUUUGCCACAAAUCAAGGUGGUCCAGCUGAAAUUAUUGUUGAUGGUGUCUCAGGUUUUCAUAUUGAUCCUCAUAAUGGAGAUGAAUCAAGUAACAAGAUUUUUGAAUUCUUUGAGAAGUGUAAGACUAAUGUUGAACAUUGGAACACAAUCUCAAAAGGUGGUCUUCAAAGAAUCAAUGAAUGUUAUACAUGGAAGAUAUAUGCAAAGAAAGUGUUGAAUAUGGGAUCAAUUUAUGGGUUUUGGAGAAGGUUGAACAAACAACAAAAGUUGGCAAAGGAUAGAUAUAUCCAAAUGUUUUAUAAUCUUCAAUUUAGGAACUUGGCAAGAAAGGUACCAAUUCCUAGUGAGGUACCUCAAGAUCAUCAAUCAAUGUCAACAAUUCCAGCCAAAAAAUCAGAAGCAAAAGCACAAUCUACUUUCAAAGGGACUGAUGAAGCACAAGCAAAAGCUGAAUCAUCUCAAACCCAAAUGGUAGCACCACCAUCCAAAAUCGAUUCUCACUCAACACCAAGGGAUGAAGCUUCAAGCAAGGAACUAGUUGCUUCUAAAGAAAAUGGGGGUGUUUUGUUUGGAUUAAGUUGGUUGCUUCCAGGAAUUGCUUUUAUGUUAAUAAUUCAUUACCUCACUAUAUAUUUGGAACGUUUAUUCACAAGGGAGCAAUAAUAAUAAUAUCUAAGAUGGAAUCACAAUCAAAUGUGGAUUUAAUUUUAGUUUUAACUCAUUUGUAACUUUACCUUCUUAUUUCAAUUUUAUAUUGUAAAUGAUUUCAGUGGUACAUAACAAGUGUCAUUUCAACAAUGCACAUUGGAAUUAUAGUGGCAUUUGAAGUCAAAAUAUUUCAUACUAUAUUUAAA
Molecule: messenger RNA, 3022 nt
Organism: Cicer arietinum (chickpea)
Lineage: Eukaryota; Viridiplantae; Streptophyta; Magnoliopsida; Fabales; Fabaceae
Product: sucrose synthase 5-like
Biological process (GO): sucrose metabolic process
Molecular function (GO): sucrose synthase activity
Source: RefSeq, a predicted model, not a curated record